AUGGAUAAGUCUUGGAUGCUUAUUGAAGACAGAUUGCAUUCCACUGAGUAUGAUGAAGGUGUUAGGCAAUUCUUAGCCAUGGCACAAGUUCAUGCAGUGACAACUGAUCAAAUUAGGUGUCCAUGUAGGAGAUGCCGGAAUAGAGCUUUUCACUCUAUUCGUAUUGUGGAAGAUCAUUUGUUUUUAAAAGGGAUUGAUCCAACCUAUACGGAAUGGAUUUUCCAUGGAGAAGAGGAUCCGAUCCUAAAUUCUACAUUCUCUGAUGAAGAAUUUGAUGAUGCAUCUUCUUAUAAUCACUACAUUGAUGAUGUCGACGAGAUGUUAAAUGACAUUCGUCAUGGGUCGUUUAUGGAUGAGGAAGGUAGCAAUGAAGGAAAUGCAAAUGAUAAUUAUCAACCCUCCACCUCAAAUGCUCCAACCAACUAUAAUUUCGACGAGUUGGUUGCUGACGCACGACAACCACUUUAUCCUGGAUGUGCUAAGUUCUCGAAGCUAUCAUUCAUCGUCAAGCUACUUCACAUCAAGAGCAUAGGUGGUUGGACAGUGAAGUCCUUUGACAUGGUGAUCAAGCUUUUGCAUGAUGCAUUUCCCGACGCUCUAUUUCCAGAUUCAUAUAACGAUGCUCGUAGCUUAGAGCGUGGCUUGGGCUUUAAUUAUGAAAAGAUACACGUGUGCCCAAAUGACUGUGUGUUGUUUUGGAAGGAAAAUGCAUCGUAUAAUGAAUGCCCUAAAUGUAAAGCAUCUAGGUGGAUUGCAAGCACAAGUGAGCAGUGGAUGAUACCACAAAAGGUUCUUCGAUACUUCCCCUUGAAGCCACGCUUGCAGAGGCUGUUCAUGUCAACGAACACAGCCCAAGCCAUGAGAUGGCAUAAAGAUGCACGUGUUGACGAUCCAACAUGCAUGCGACAUCCAGCAGAUUCAAGGGUAUGGAAAGACUUCAACAACAAACAUGUUGCCUUUUCCCAUGAUCCUCGCAAUGUUAGACUUGGGUUGGCGAGUGAUGGGUUUAACCCCUUCAAUAAUAUGAGUAGGCCGUACAGUAUUUGGCCGGUACUACUUGUGCCCUACAACUUGCCCCCUUGGUUAUGCAUGAAAGAUCCAUACACCAUGUUGUCGUUGCUAAUCCCUGGCCCUAAGUCACCAGGGAAUGAUAUUGAUGUGUUCUUGCGUCCUCUUGUUGAUGAGUUGAAGGAAUUAUGGGAAGAUGGUAUUCGGACGUUUGAUGCGUACAGUAGACAAAUGUUUAGCUUGCAUGCAGCACUACUUUGGACUAUCAAUGACUUUCCCGCAUACGCCAAUCUUUCUGGGUGGAGCACGAAGGGCAAGUUGGCUUGUCCUUCAUGUAGAUCUGACACAAAUUCACAGUGGUUGGUAUAUGGGCGAAAGCACUGCUAUAUGGGGCAUCGACGGUGGUUGCCACCAAAUCACAGUUGGAGACGGAAAAAGAACUCUUUUAACGGGUGCGAAGAGCAUGGACUCCAACCAUCAAGGGUCGAGGGAGAGGAUUUGCUAGAACAAUUACGUGAAGUUGCACAUUUCCAGUUUGGCAAAUCUACUUCGAAGAGGAAACGAACGCCGAAUCAACUAAAUUGGACCAAAAAAUCUAUCUUCUUUGAGCUACCCUACUGGUUAGAUUUGGGCUUGAGACAUAACCUUGAUGUCAUGCAUAUUGAGAAAAACAUAUGCGAUAGCGUGUUGGGAACAUUGCUGAAUAUUGAAGGAAAAACUAAGGACUCCGCCAAUGCCCGUCGUGAUUUGGCAAACCUUGGAAUAAGGAAAGAAUUGCAUUUACAACAUAAUGGGGACCAUAUGACUAUGAGUCUUGGUUGUUACAUGUUAAACUUAAAUGAGCGAAAGAUUUUCUGUGAUUGGUUAUCAAAAGUGAAAUUUCCUGAUGGUUUUGCAUCGAACAUUGCCCGUUGUGUGAAUGCUACUGAAGGGAAGAUCAGUGGAAUGAAAAGCCAUGACUGUCAUGUCUUCGUGCAAGCACUGUUGCCGGUUGUGAUUGGUGGGUUCUUACGGUCUGAUGUGCGUCAAGCCUUAAUAGAUUGA
Molecule: messenger RNA, 2052 nt
Organism: Juglans microcarpa x Juglans regia
Lineage: Eukaryota; Viridiplantae; Streptophyta; Magnoliopsida; Fagales; Juglandaceae
Exons: 1
Coding region: 1-2052 (683 amino acids)
Source: RefSeq, a predicted model, not a curated record